AGGGAACAGGGAUUCUCUUGGCUCCGUCCAACUUGUCAACGUUCGUUGGAUUGGCCACAUUGGCGCACGACCGUUGCCUUCGUGCUGGUUUAGGUCGGCCUUUGUUACCCAGUUGCUUGGCGGUAGUGACGAUUCGGGACGUGACGUCCUGUUCCUACUACUAUCCCCGUGCCUCACCAGAACGGACGUUCAACGCAUUCGAUCCAGCACGUUAUAAUUGGCGGAGGGACUAAGUUUCUAGCGAGAGAUGCACUCAUUUCUCUCUCAUAUCCGAGGCCGAGGUAUUGGUAACCAUUCCACUGCCGCUCCGCCUUUGCAACCAGAAAACUGCUGCAUCGUCCCGCCCACUCCUGCCCUCAGUUAUGGUGUGGAUUCAACCAUCGAAACAUCCCCAGCAGUGCGUCAUGGCAUAGACAAGAGGAUUCUCGAGAAUCCGAGUUCAUACUUGGACAUGGCUGAUUCAGAAUCUCUGCCUCGCAGCUUAACUCCAAGAACUCGGAGACACACUGUAGAUGUUAGUAAUUGGGGGCUUCGCAAUAUACUGCGGGCAAAACCCAUCUCCGAGAGUGUAUGCGAAGUGGACAAACCUGGGUCAGACUCACCGGCUCAUGAAACAACUCUAAGCGAAUCAAAAUCAAUUGACCACCUAGCUGCACCUGGGGACUGGUCCACGUUUGGUCGCCGACGAGUGCGCAGCUCCCCAAUAGUACCAGAAUUUGCAGACGUCGGUCCCACCAAAGACACUACCAGACGAACGUCACAUUCUCCUUCGCUGAAGAGAAGUAACAGCAAUAAGAGUGAUGAAGGCCUCAGCUCAGCAGAAAGUUUGCACUCUAUCAUCAGCUCCCAUAGUGUGCCACGAUCCUCCAUAGCGCAUCGCGAUACAUUAGCACAAAAAAGCAAUAGGGGAUGUACUUUAACGACAUCUGUCAAUAAUCACACAAGCAGCUCAUCCAUCCAUUCCAAAUCAUCACCAACAGAUAUCGUGUCCUCUAGGCUGCAUCCACGAACACCUAAUAGACCACGAUCCAAUACGUCUCCGACAGCCCGCCCAACUGCAUACUUCACUACACCUAUCCUUCGCGAACUGGGAUUCGACUCUCCCGGAACAUUUGGCCAUCCGACACCCGAGAGCCGGUCCACGUUUACGUUUGCAUGUGCAUCGCCCCCACCCCCUCUGCCCCCCUUGAACCACCCGGCUUUGUCAUCCUACCUCAAGGACAAAAACGUUAAUAAUAUCACUCCCACAGCAUUAGGUUUCGCAUCGGACCGAUCCAACUCAUUUCCCAAACGCUCAUCACGGAUCCCGUCUGGCAUUGGUGAUGAUUUCUUCGUAUCGCUAUCAAUGAAAUUUGGCCGAUCUGUCCGACGUUCUGCAAGCCUCCCGAAGGUGCAGGAUGUCUUCCCUCCUUCCUCGGAAGAGCAGCCUGCUGCCACUGCACAACGCCUCCGUACACGAACAAUAUCCGACAAAGCACGACUCCGUCGACGCAACAGUGCCUCUUGGAGUGCACAACAAGCUACAGAAGGUGUCAACUCAUCUUCAAACAAUGCAUGGCCCGCAGAGGUAUCGCGCGAAAUGCUGCGACUUUCGUUGGGUGAAGGACUUGACCUCGUCAAGUGGCCAUCUGCCCAAAGUGGUGUCCCGGGUCCGGGGUCCGAAACACGCGGUAGCAGCGUGGCGCAAUUUCCUAAUCAGGCGCCCAUAUCACGAUCAUUUUCUCCAUCACCUUCACCACUUCGACCACGCUCCCCAGCUCCCCAAGGCGGGGAACGUGCAUCCCAGUCCCCAUCCCCAUCCCCAUCUUCAUCUCCAUCUCCAUCUCCAUCCGCUAACCUUCCUCCUCCGACCCACCGCCCAACAAGUUACGUGGACCCGCGCAUGUCUGCGAAUCCAAAUGGUACUCGCGUCGCUCCGGAUGGCGCCACCUCGCCAAAUUAUACUCCUUCGAGACUAAACGUACCUGUGGGUCCAAGCAAAAUACAAGGUCGUCCAUCGUCUCAGUUUCUCCUCCCUCCCUCCAUUGCUCCCACACCUGCACGUACUUCCCGCACAAUCACCAUGGAUCCAAGUACCCCUACUCCUACCUCCCGUAACCAUAGUGAUAAGAUUAAAGGCAAACGCAAAGCCGAAGACAUAGACACCACACCGCCCGAGCAGAAAAAGGACGUGCAGCGCGCAACUUUCGCCGUCCCAGAGAGCCACCGAAGUCAAAAGCUCUCUGCUUCAUCUCACGCGCCAUCAUCGUACCACCGCAAGCGCGCCCGUAUAUCGUCCUCUCCUUUUGGCACCCCCAUCCAUUCGCGGCCUGUAUCCACUCAGAGCCAGAGUAUGAAUUUAGAGCCAACACCCGAAGUGGGCAAGUUCGGUUCCUGGUCGAGCCGAACGAGCGCUCGUAUCCUCUCUAGUCCUAGCGUACCAUCUCAUGCCGCGUCGUCCACUCAUUCGACCCGCCCCCAACAAACCCCAAACAAGAACUCCCUCACCAACUCAAUCACCCAGAAUCAGAAUCACGCGAGACGCCAAAGCAUGUCUCAGGCGUCUAUCCCUAUCAGUGCGCUCGUGUCCCCGCAUGCACCUUCAAUCGUGCCAUCUGGGAAAUUCCACAUGCGAGAUCCUAGGCGCCCGCCGAAGAAACUUGCAGAGACGCCUUGGACGCUGCAUUUUCGUGGGGAGGAUGAGCCUGGGUCGCCUGUGCAUGCGUGGUGCUUCUUUGUGGGAUUCAUUUUGUUCCCUGUCUGGUGGAUCGCUGCGCUCUUUCUCCGCACACCGCGCACGCGUGUUGUUGGUGAUGAGAAGGGAGUUUCACUGGAUGAUCCGCAGAUCGAGCAUGACGCAAAAGCAUGGCGGUUCCGGUGCCGUGUCAUGUCUGUAGUGUCGCUGUUUACAUACACCCCUUUCAUCAUUCUGGUGGUCUUCUUUGUCCGACGAUAGCACUGCACAUAAACAGGUCACGCACAUUUUGCAUACCAAGGACUUCACUCUUACCCGCAACGUCACAUCACGUUUCUCAUUACACUCACGACGUUCCGUUUUCUUGCUGCAUACUUCACGCUCUAUGCCAACCUCCUACGAACAUUCCUUUCCAUCGCAGUUUUCUUGUCCUAUCCUGGUUCUGCGAACGUUCAUCGACUGCAUUCAUUCCUUUCACUUACUGUCUUCACUCGUUUCUUGUGUUAUUUGUCGACUUAUCCGCGACCGCAUUCCUAGAGUAGUCACCGCUAUUAGUGUUGUUCAUUGGUGUUGUGUUUUUACUAGUGUCAUGGCAAUCCAACUGAGGAUUUUGGGGAAGCA
Suillus fuscotomentosus is the source of this 3295-nucleotide messenger RNA. RefSeq lists its product as uncharacterized. NCBI's taxonomy places the organism in Eukaryota, Fungi, Basidiomycota, Agaricomycetes, Boletales, Suillaceae. The transcript has 5 exons. The record is from RefSeq and is a predicted model, not a curated record. The coding region runs from base 248 to 2935 and encodes 895 amino acids.